Messenger RNA from Polyodon spathula (Mississippi paddlefish), 1357 nucleotides. RefSeq names its product muscle segment homeobox 1a (gene msx1a). Gene Ontology annotation, molecular function: DNA-binding transcription factor activity, RNA polymerase II-specific; RNA polymerase II transcription regulatory region sequence-specific DNA binding. Gene Ontology annotation, biological process: embryonic morphogenesis; regulation of transcription by RNA polymerase II. Gene Ontology annotation, cellular component: nucleus. The record is from RefSeq and is a predicted model, not a curated record. The coding region runs from base 126 to 938 and encodes 270 amino acids. Lineage: Eukaryota; Metazoa; Chordata; Actinopteri; Acipenseriformes; Polyodontidae. The transcript has 2 exons.
AAACGUGACAAUGUUCUGAAAGCUGAAGGACCUUGCUUUAUGUUAAGUCCUGUUGUACCGUGUUAAACUUUUCCUGUUGACCGCUGUGAUCAGAAGGGAUUGGCUUUGUAUGGUCUCAUGUUGACAUGACUUCAUUAACGAUCGGCUUAAAAACUGAAGAGGCUUCACGUGUUGUUUUGAACAGAAGUGAAAUGCAAACUAACCUGAAAAUGGCAGGCGGCGAGGAGAUGGAGAAGCCAAAAGUUGCUAUACUUCCAUUUAGUGUUGAAGCUUUGAUGGCAGAUAAAAAACCUACCAGAGAAGUAUCGAGUUCCGAAGUGACAGCUAUUGCAGGAGCGUCGCAUACGUGCAGUCCCAGAAUGGGUGCGCUAAGUGGCCCAGAGAUCAACUCUCCAUUCUCGGUAGCAGGACUAAUCAAAAUGCCAGAGGAUGCAAUUGUCAAAUCUGAGAGCCCCGACAGGCAAGAACACAAUUCAUGGAUACAAAGUUCCAGGUUCUCACCUCCUCCGCCAAGACACCUGAGUCCCCCUGCUUGUCCCCUGAGAAAGCACAAAACCAACAGGAAACCCCGGACUCCCUUUACCACUUCUCAGCUGUUGGCCUUGGAGAGGAAAUUCCGUCAGAAACAGUACCUGUCAAUCGCGGAGCGAGCAGAAUUCUCCAACUCUCUAAAUCUGACGGAAACACAGGUUAAAAUCUGGUUCCAAAACCGGAGAGCGAAAGCAAAGAGAUUGCAAGAAGCCGAGCUAGAGAAAUUGAAAAUGGCAGCCAAACCUAUGUUGCCGCCCGCUUUUGGGAUUUCCUUUCCACUUGGUGGACAGGUCCCUGCGACCUCGCUUUACGGAGCACCACAUCCCUUCCACAGACAAUCACUGCCCAUGUCACCCGUUGGACUUUAUGCCGCUCAUGUUGGAUACAGCAUGUAUCACCUGGCCUGACACGGUCCUUCCUUCAGUGACUUUGAAAUACCUCCAAAAUCAUAUGUUCUCAAACGUUUCAAGUCGAGUGACAGAUAAAAAAUAUUACCAUUUCAAAAGCUUUAUUUUCAACCUGAAAUGCAUGUUCUCUUUUCUGUGAGAAAGACGUUAUAUAACGGAAAAAAAACACCUAGUACAUAAUUGGUUACCGGUACCUUGGUUUUGAAAGGGCAAUACUUACUGCUACAGUUAUUGAAAAAUCACUUACUUAUUCCGGCACUUUUAGUAAAUAAAUAUGUUCCAAAUAACCUUUAGAGUUUGUCAGUUUGGAAGUUGGGUGGUACCACAAAGAGGAGCCACGCUUAAUACCAAUGGCAACUUAUUCUUUAAGUGUAGUUUAGGAAUGAUUUUGGCAUCCAAACAAAUCCAUCAGAAACAAA